Messenger RNA from Micromonas pusilla CCMP1545, 2259 nucleotides. RefSeq lists its product as uncharacterized. The transcript has a single exon. The record is from RefSeq and is a predicted model, not a curated record. Lineage: Eukaryota; Viridiplantae; Chlorophyta; Mamiellophyceae; Mamiellales; Mamiellaceae. Bases 174 to 1355 code for a protein of 393 amino acids.
GGCAGUUUAAGCGUUGCUUCGUUGCAAUCCGCAAAAUUGGCUGGCUUGUCGACGUGAGAACUUUCCGAGCUGCACGGCGUUGUUUAUUUAGGUAAAGCUCUUCGAGUCGCCUUGCAGAAAUCGCCGCCUUUGGCAACCUCUCCACAUGUACAUAUAGUCGCGCUUUCUUUCGAAUGGCAAACGAGAACAGACAAGGAUGCAGAGGAAGACGAAAGAAAAGAACUAGAAACGUAAGAACGAUUCUCUACACACUGUUGACUUGUGCUCUUGGGUGGUUCCUAACCUACGUAUCUAGCCACGCGAGUGAAAGAGGGUUCCGAGCGAGAAAACUUCCUCGCGGCAAGUGCAAAACUUUCGUGUUUAGCGAAACAGCACGAGGAAACUCAGCACUGUUUUUUCGACACGGAACGUUAAAGUGUACUGGCGAGAAAUUCGGUCGUUUAGGAAACCGACUCAUGAUAAUUACGAACAUGAUUAACUUUGCGGAAAAGAAUUGCUGUAACGUCUUGGUUGACGAAGAUGUGGUUCCUGGGUGGAAUCCGGCCCCACUGUUCUUGAGGCAGGUGUCGUUGUGCGAUUUGGCGCAUACAGAAAAAAUGACUUGCACUCCUAAAAGUCGCUUUGACUGGUUCUUUCAAGGCCUUGAUCCUCCAAAUUUUCUACCUGUCCAACUUGGUGACUGUGCACUACAAAGUCUGAAAACAUAUUUUAAAAUUGACGAACGUAGCGCCUUGGGAGAACAAUGCCCAACUUCCCCCCACGCGGUGUUGCAUGUCCGAGCAGGCGAUAUAGUAGCCGGGACAUACGAUUCAAUUUCAGGGACGUACCAUCCGUCUCCGGGAGUCCACCCAGACUAUUGGGUGUAUCCAACCUCGUAUUACACGUCGGCGAUUCGAGAGAUUCGUCGACAGAGCGACAAGAAAAUCUACGUAAUUUGUGAGAACAUGGAUAAUCCUUCAUGUGAAUUUUUCGCCAAAAUAUCAGGAGUAUAUACGAACAUCGAAUUUCGCGUUGGGCGUGCACUACUAGACGACUUGCAUAUCCUGCUAUGUGCAAGUGAAGUCGCAACAUCAUUCGGGAGCUUUCAGCUUAUUUUUGGUCUCUCAGAAAAGAUUGAAAAACUUCACACCUUCGUUCUCGAGGAGCCGCCCGACAAGAAAUGCUUAACUCACUUAUCGUCGAGCUUUUACAGCAACUUAUUCGUGCCCCAAGCGGUCUUCCACUGGAUUACAGACUCGGCAGAGCGAAAGUCGUUUUCGCAGGCAGUGAAACCGUGGCACAAUACAGCACUUCAACGUCACAUAAUCGACGCUAAUCGUUCGAUCACUACGUGUUCAUCACGUAUUUUGCUGUGAAGGGUUCGCGAUCCUUAAAAGAUGGAUCUCUUGAAAUCUUAGUAGCAAGCUUGGUGUCAGCGCUCGAAGAUGCGAUCGCUGACUUCGAUCGAACUCUUUUGGGGAGACACACUCUCUUGGUCGCUGUGCCAACAGCAGUAAGACACAGCUCCCCCCUCGCAGUCAUGGUUGGAUGAGUGUUGGAUGUGCGUAGUUCACAUCGUACGCAGAUUAUCGCUUCGCGAUAGUCAACGAGAGCCAGCUCGAGCCAGCUUAUGUGACAGAAAAGAUUGUGUCCGCUAUCAGCAGUGCUGCGAUUCUUAGGAGACUGCAAAGCUGCACGCGUAUUGUUACUCUGGUCAAACGCACCAUACCUGGAUGUUAACACAUUUUGGCAAUUAAAAAACCACUCGUUCAAGAAUGGGCGUCCGAACAGGUCUGUCUGGCUCGUCGCAGCAAGGUACGUUCACGAAUUCGAUACAGAUCCCGACAGACCCGCAAACGACCUCAACGAAUUCGCCGCGAAAGACGCUCACGUGGGCGAGACAUUCACGCGCGGUUGCUGAAGAAAUUCGAGGUGACCUCAAUCGAAGUGCGAACUGUCAGAAAGUGUCACGACCUCUACGAGGAAAGGAUGAAUUAUGCUUCUAGCUUGAUAGAUGUGCAUGUGCAGUGGAAUCACGGCAUAUGAUGCCCUCUCCAUCUCAUUUCGAUAUCGCCAAAAAACUUUCACCCUUGAGCUUUGGAACUGGAUUCGAAGCCGAAAAGCUUCACGCCUCGAUCCCGAGCAGUCGGGUCAACGGCGGCGCCGCUACUUUAGCUUGGCGUUAAAUUAUGUCAAGCAAUUUCCGUACGCAUCUACGGAAGCAUCGCUCGGAUAUGAUACUAUACUUUAUAAUAUCAUACUUCCGGAAAUAAUAAUACU